Messenger RNA from Xiphophorus hellerii (green swordtail), 2213 nucleotides. RefSeq names its product SH3 domain-binding protein 4-A-like. Gene Ontology annotation, cellular component: cytoplasm. NCBI's taxonomy places the organism in Eukaryota, Metazoa, Chordata, Actinopteri, Cyprinodontiformes, Poeciliidae. The record is from RefSeq and is a predicted model, not a curated record. Gene Ontology annotation, molecular function: protein binding.
AUGAGCCUGAAGCCCUCCACCAUUUACAACAACACCCCGUUUUCUGUGAACCCUUUCAUCUGUCCACUAAAUCAAAACUCCAAAGACGUAAGCGUGAGGAACUCGGCGGAUCUUAUCUACUUGGAGUCUCUGGCAUCACCGUCGUCUUGUUCUAACAGUUGUUCAAUCAUGAGCAACGGGUUUAGCAGCUGCCAUAUUAAUAGCCUCAACUCAACCAGUCCAAACCAAGAGGUUACAUCCAACUUCCAGAGUGAAAACCCCUUUUUUAAAAGCAAACGUUCCCACAGUCUAUCAGAACUCUCUGUCUUACAGGCACAGUCGAAUCCAACUUUACCUUCGUCUGGGUUCUUUACGGGCCUGACGGCUCCUUUACCGGAGCAGUUUCAGAGCAGAGAGGACUUCCGGACUGCCUGGUUGAACCACAGAAAAUUGGCUCGGUCUUGCCAUGACCUGGACUCUUUGGGCCAGAGUCCCGGAUGGGGGCAGACCCAACCGGUGGAGACCAAUAUUGUCUGCCGGUUGGACUGUAACGGAGGAGUUGUUCAGCUUCCUGACACACACAGCGUACACAUCCCUGAGGGCCAUGUCGGUCAUGGAGACUACCAGCAGAUCUCCAUGAAAGCCUUACUGGACCCCCCUCUGGAGCUGAACAGCAACCGCUGCACCACGGUAAGCCCAGUGGUGGAGAUCAAGCUCAGCAACAUGGAGACAAAGUCAUUCCUAACACUAGAGAUAAAAGUGUCAGUGGCUGUGAAGAAGGAGAGUUGUCAUGCUGCAGAUGUGCUUUGUGUGCGCAGUGACUGCAAGGAAGGACCUUACACCCCGAUUCCCAAUGCCUACAUCUUCAAAGACACAGUUCAGGUACAGCUGGACAGUCUGGAGCCUUGCAUGUAUGUAGCGGUUGUUGUUCAGGCACAGUAUGUCGGACACAACACGACAGUCUGGGACCAUGUGCAGAGGAAAGUCAGUCUGGGUGUUUACGGACCCAAACACAUCCAUCCCUCAUUCAAGACAGUUGUGGCUAUGUUCGGGCAUGACUGUGCCCCCAAAACCUUGUUGGUGAAUGAUGUGACAUGGCAGGCGGCCUCGACUCCACCUGUGGCGCUGCAGCUGUGGGGGAAGCAUCAGUUUGUGUUGCCAUUCCCUCAGGACCUGCAGAUUGGACUCUAUUCCAACAUGACCAACUACCAGGUGAAGGCAAGUGAAGGAACCGGGAUAAUACGGGGGUUUCAGGUGAAGCUAGGGAAGGUUAGCAGGCUCCUCUUCAUGAUCACGUCGCACAACCCCAGCAGUAUCUCAGACUUUACUCUCAGGGUCCAGGUUAAGGAUGCUUUAGACUGCAUCUUGACCCAAUUCUGCGUCCAGACGCCACAGCCACCACCAAAAACUGAAGCAAGGAUCACUGGCCAGCGGAGAUUCCUGAAAAAGAGAGAGGUCGAUUCGAUCGUACUGUCGCCUCUGGCUGUCACCUCAAAACACCCAAAGUUUCAGGAUCGAUGUGUUACCAACCUGAAGUUUGGUAAGCUGAUUAAAACGGUGAUCAGGCAGCAUAAGAACAUGUACCUGCUGGAGUACAAGAAGGGGGAUGUUAUCGCCUUGCUCAGCGAGGAGAAAAUCAAGCUACGAGGGCAGCUCCGGACCAAGGAGUGGUACAUCGGAUACUACCAGGGAAAGCUGGGGCUGGUUCAUGCUAAGAACGUUCUUGUUCUUGGUAAAGUCAAGCCCAUUUACUGGUGUGGGCCAGACCUCACCACCACAAUGUUGCUGGAUCAGAUCCUGAAGCCUUGCAAGUUCCUCACCUACAUCUACGCAACUGUGAGGACGGUCCUGAUGGAGAACGUGGGCAGCUGGAGGGCAUUUGCAGAUGCACUUGGAUACGGGAACCUGCCCCUGAAUUAUUUUUGUCGGACAGAACUGGACAAUGAGCCGGAGAGAGUGGCGUCGGUUCUGGAGAAGCUAAAGGAAGAGUGUACUAACAUGGAGAACAAGGAGAGGAAGUCCUUCCAACGGGAACUCAUGAUGGUAAGACUUCUCUUUGUGCAUAGCCUUCGCUUAACUUUUUCUUUUCUUUAUAUUUUGCGUCAAAUCAGAAGUUAUUAUCUUUGAAUGGCUGGAACAUCUUGUCUAUUAUUUGAACAAUUUUUGAGUUAAGCAACAUCAAACCUAAAUGGAGCAUGACAGUUUGCAAAGACAACCCAGAUUGGCACAAAGAA